GAAAAGCAAAAACCAGAUAUGAGUUGGCAAAAACAACCAAGUGAUGUAAGAUGAGUUACUAUUAAAGAAAUCGCUCUGUCUGCCAUCUUUACACGCCAAUAUCGGUGAAAGUCAAGGAUACAGUAAUAGAAACAGUGACAACAAGAGUGGUUAUGGAGGUCAAACUCGUGCUAGUUUUUGUUUCUUGCACUUGUGUUUGGUUCGCAAAUGGCUGUAACAGACGUUCUAGCAACAAUAACAAUUGUUCAGGUGGUUCAUGUAAUAGUCACAGGUCACAAACUUUAGAAAAGAUCGCCAGGAGCCAAGAAGCAAAUGCUGAAAAGAGUCGAAAAAGUUACAGGGCCCAGCUUCAAUGUGAUCUUUGUAAUUUCAGUACCUACGACAUUGACCAGGACGGAGUAAUCGAAAAGGACGAACUGUUAGCUAUUAGUGCGGGGAACGACGCAGUAUUGGCUGUCUUAGAUUUAAUGGCAGAUAACAAAUCAGUAAUGCCAGAAGAAUUCUAUGCCUUGGUACCUAUGUUCAUAGCUGAAUGUUCCGACUCUGGCAAGGAAUAAUAUCCUGUCUCAAUUUACGUGAAAGUUGUGUUUGCAAAAACAAUAGAAAUAUUACAGACAAAAACAGACAUAAAAAAAUAAAUUGUGUUUGUAGUAAAUAGGAUAACAUUUCUUUUUAUUCGCUUAAGGCAUUUGUUUUAACUGUUCCCAUUUCUAUUAAAUAACAGGAUUUUAUUAUAGACUUUCAUCGUUCCUUGAUUUUCAUUUUUAGCCAUAUAUUGCUAUAAAUCAUCAAUAAAAAAUACGGACUAUAACAAAGUUAAAGUAAA
This is a messenger RNA of Mercenaria mercenaria, 826 nucleotides long. RefSeq lists its product as uncharacterized. The record is from RefSeq and is a predicted model, not a curated record. NCBI's taxonomy places the organism in Eukaryota, Metazoa, Mollusca, Bivalvia, Venerida, Veneridae. The coding region runs from base 153 to 557 and encodes 134 amino acids. The transcript has 4 exons.